CUCUCAAACCCACAACAGGAUGGCGUCAAUGACAACUUUAUUUUUGCUACUUGCGGUCACUUAUCGCAUACAAGCGAUUUACGAUGUACCUGGUACCUUUCCACAGACAAAACCAGAACAAGAGCUCCCGGAUACACAAGUCAUCGUGGAUAGAAUCAAAGAUUCCUGUCCACCAUUCGGAUCACCAGACGAACAAUUUAAAGUGAUGGUGUUGGGCAGUUUAAAUCCACCAGUAGGUGGAUGUGCUUCUAUGCGAGCAGACAUUGGCGAUAAUGUACCAGCGUUUGAAAUGUUGCUGGGCGAUAUCGAUUAUAGCGUUAAAGGUCACCAAAAAGUGGUACUUCUAAAAAAUAGAAGAAGCUACACGUUUCAGUGUUCAUCAAAACAUCCAUUCAUAGAGAAUGGAAAUAUUGAAGGCUGGUAUGUCCAACUAUAUAUCCAGAGUACAAAAAAAAAUGACUAUAGAUGUAGCUUGUACAAAAUACUCAAUGAACUAGGAACAAUCAAGGUGUUGAUUAGUGCGGAUGAAUGGUGUGAUGGUCUGCCACAGAUGUUGAGCUACGACGGUUAUGGAGUACCAAAUGGAUAUUCAACAAAUGGUUCUCUAGCUCUUAUAUUUGCUAAACAUUGGGUACCGAAUCCAUUUCCAGAAUUUCUAGAAUAUGAUUUAUUAAGUGACAUGUGUGCAUUAGGGUGACUCUGUACCUCCCUAUAUAAAUAUAU
Messenger RNA from Rhopalosiphum maidis (corn leaf aphid), 723 nucleotides. RefSeq lists its product as uncharacterized. The coding region runs from base 20 to 697 and encodes 225 amino acids. The transcript has 4 exons. The record is from RefSeq and is a predicted model, not a curated record. NCBI's taxonomy places the organism in Eukaryota, Metazoa, Arthropoda, Insecta, Hemiptera, Aphididae.